Cynoglossus semilaevis (tongue sole) is the source of this 2988-nucleotide messenger RNA. RefSeq names its product myelin regulatory factor (gene myrf). Gene Ontology annotation, molecular function: sequence-specific DNA binding; DNA-binding transcription factor activity. Lineage: Eukaryota; Metazoa; Chordata; Actinopteri; Pleuronectiformes; Cynoglossidae. Gene Ontology annotation, cellular component: endoplasmic reticulum membrane; nucleus. Gene Ontology annotation, biological process: protein autoprocessing; central nervous system myelin maintenance; positive regulation of DNA-templated transcription. The coding region runs from base 193 to 2988 and encodes 931 amino acids. The transcript is spliced from 25 exons. The record is from RefSeq and is a predicted model, not a curated record.
UCCGUGAGCAAUAACAAAGGCUAAUCUGAAGCCAGGAAGAUCCACCUGGUGACUCCUGUGGAAGACAGCGACACAAACCACGUUGAUUUAACCCUGAGUCCGUGAUGUAUAUGUGAACGUUUCCCGGAUCCGAAUAGCGUUGGUUCGGACCAGGGGAGACUUUAAUGGAUUUUUUAUGUGGGACUCGCUAGGAUGGACGUGGUAGAUGAAACAGAAGCGUUACAGAGAUUUUUUGAAGGUCAUGAUAUUACCAGUUCUCUGGAGCCAGCCAACAUCGACACCAGCAUUCUGGAAGAGUACAUCAGCAAGGAGGACGAUAGCACCGACAUCUGUUUCUCUGAGGUCCACAGCACCCCAGGACCGAAUUACUCAUCUCCCCAGGCAGGAGCGUCCUCCUCUGGGGGGUUGGUGUGUGGUUUGAGCCCCCCUAUUCCAUUACGUCAAGGAUCCCUCCCACCUGGAGCCCCCACCUGUCAGAACGCCUACCCCCCAGGUCCAUCUGUGGGCCUUCGACACAACUACCCCUGCUUAGGACAGCAGCAGCAGCAGCAGCAGGCGUACAUCAAGCCUGAGCACAGGGGCCACUACGCUCCGGGGACUCUGCCUGAGUCGCCCCCUGACUCCAGCUCUGAGCCAUACUCUCCACAGCAAGUGAAUGAUUCUCACAUGAUCAGGACUAUGACACCAGAGAACAUGUGUCACAUGACCCCAACGCCCCCCCUCCACUACACCAGCAUGCAUCGGGACAUGUACCUGAAGCCGGAGCCGAUGACUUCGCAGUAUGCUGUCGGUCCCACCUCCGGCGGAAGUGGCGACAUGCAGCAGACGCAGAUGCUGCAUCAGCUGCUGCAGCAUCCUCAGGGGCAAGAAGGCGUCCCUAUUCAUCAGACCAAGAAGAGGAAGCACUCGGACUCACCCAACAGCACCCUCAAUGCACAAAUCCUCACAGGUAUCAUCAAACAAGAACCAGGUUUAAUGCAGGAUGGAGACAACGCCUACCUGGACCCCAACUAUCAGUGCAUUAAGUGGCAGCCUCACCAGCAGAACAAGUGGACGCCUCUGUACGAUGUCAACUGCAAAGAGCUUCCAAUGCCCACGUACCGUGUGGAUGCAGACAAGGGCUUCAACUUCUCCUUGGCUGAUGAUGCCUUCGUGUGCCAGAAGAAGAACCAUUUCCAGGUCACAGUUUACGUGGGCAUGCUGGGCGACCCCAAGUACAUCAAGACAAAUGACGGGCUGCAGCCCAUAGACUGUUUCUAUCUGAAACUACAUGGAGUGAAGGUUGAGGCGAUGAACCAGUCAAUCAGCGUGGAGCAGUCGCAGUCUGACCGCAGCAAGAGACCCUUCAAACCGGUGCUAGUCACCUUGCCCUCAGAGCAGGUCACAAAGGUCACGGUGGGCCGUCUUCACUUCAGUGAGACCACGGCAAACAACAUGAGGAAGAAGGGCAAACCGAACCCUGACCAGAGGUAUUUCAUGCUGGUGGUGGCGCUGCAAGCUCAGUCCCACAGUCAGAGCUACACUGUGGCUGCUCAUGUAUCUGAGAGGAUCAUCGUCAGGGUAACGUCUGGCCAUGCGUCAAACCCCGGUCAGUUUGAAAGUGACAAUGAGGUUCUGUGGCAGCGCGGUCAGCUACCAGACUCCAUCUACCACCACGGCAGAGUCGGCAUCAACACCGACCGUCCGGACGAGGCUCUCGUCAUCAAUGGCAACGUGAAGGUCAUGGGCUCUCUGGUUCACCCAUCGGACAUCCGGGCCAAAGAAAAUGUCCAGGAGGUCGACACCACAGACAAUUUGAAACGGAUUUCUCAGAUGAGACUGGUUCAGUACCAGUACAAGCCCGAGUUCGCUGCCACCGUGGGCAUAGAGAACACCGCACAGACCGGAGUCAUUGCUCAGGAGGUGCAGCAGAUCCUACCGGAGGCAGUGAAGGAGGGCGGUGAUGUGGUCUGUGCCAACGGAGAAACUAUUCCCAAACUGCUGGUUGUAAACAAGGAUCUCAUCUUUAUGGAGAACGUGGGUGCAGUGAAGGAGCUGUGCAAGCUGACUGACAACCUAGAGAACCGCAUCGAUGAACUGGAGCGCUGGAGUCGCAAACUGGCCAAGCUGCGACGUCUGGACAGCAUGAAGAGCACCGUCAGUGGAGGCACUGUCAGCCAAUCAGGGAGCUACUUUAGCAGGACAGGAAGUGGUCCACUCAGGAAGAAGACGGUCAAAUCCGGGACCAAAAAUUCACCUCCAGAUCAGGGCUGCAUCAGUCAGAGGUUCAUGCAGGGAACCAUCCUCGCCCUCGUCAUUGUCAUGGCCUUCAGUGUGAUAUCCAUGUCUGUUCUGUACGUGCUGACGCUUCACCACAGAGGAGAGGUCACUGACAGCUCUGUCCCGUCCUGUGUCCUCUACAUCUCUUGGAUGCCCGUCUUUACCGCCACUGUUACUUUCUGUCCAUCUGUGUGCUCAUGGUCCAGAGCUGCUCUGGGAUCUGCACACAGGAGUCAGUUUAUUCCACUGUCCACGGCUCCUGCACCUGCGUGCUGUUCGACUACACCCAUGAACAACCAGUCUGCUACAACGUUGACACUGAACAGCAACCAGUCCACAACCGAUUCAGAGAGCCUGGUCCCCACGCCUGCUGUCAUCAAUAAGAAGGCCAAGUCCAGACUGAUGGACAAGGACGCCCACAGUAGAAACCGUCUAAGUCACACGUCAGCGCCUUUGUACUUUUCCAAGUCCAAAAAACCAGCGUCCGCUGACCAGGAGGGUGCGGGCGCUAACAACCGCCUGCCUGGGGGUCAGCCGUCGCCACGGAGACAACGCAGCCUACACGCCAAGGGAGGAAUGUCCGCUCCCUCGCUGACGGGUCUACACAUCGUGGAAACAAACCAAGCCAUCGCCACACAGAAUUGUGCAACACCUAAGAGCUGCAGCUACACAAUAUCACUGCAUGGAAACAGGAAUUCUUCAGCGUCUGUGGAUGAACAGCUGAUAUAG